Carassius auratus (goldfish) is the source of this 1903-nucleotide messenger RNA. RefSeq lists its product as uncharacterized. Lineage: Eukaryota; Metazoa; Chordata; Actinopteri; Cypriniformes; Cyprinidae. Gene Ontology annotation, biological process: generation of catalytic spliceosome for second transesterification step. The coding region runs from base 42 to 848 and encodes 268 amino acids. The record is from RefSeq and is a predicted model, not a curated record. The transcript has 5 exons.
ACCCUGUCACGUGACCCCGUGUUGACGGAAAUGCUUCAGGAAUGGCGAGAAACGAAGAGAAGCAGUGUGGCAGACUCAACAGACUGUGGCUCCAGAAAGAGAGAGAGGAGGGUCGCAUUAAAGAUGUCCACGUGUCAAGGCCAAAGCUUGCAACGUUAAACUCAGUGGCAGCGGUGAAGAAGUGGAUGCCGAGCAUCAAGAAGGAGAUCGAGUACUGUCUGCAGCAGUCGCAGUUAUCUCACUACCCAGAGAGGAAGAUAAAUGAGUUCCACCAUCAUAUUGAGGAACUGGAGACUGAAUACAAACGUUACCUGAAGAAACUACGCUCACUGGACCCUACCUGCAAACACAAGCCUUGGGAACCUCGAGCAUAUGCCAAGAGGAGGCAGGAUCCAGGCAGCAAUCAAAACACCUCUAAAAAACUGUGCCUCCACAACCCAAGCAGCCUGAGUAGAGAAGAAGAGGAUGUUAAUGAGGACACCAACCCAGAGGAAGCAGGAAACCACGCAUCUCACAGUAUUAUUCAAGAAUUACCCACCCCAUCAGCUCCUGCUCCCACCAGAGCCUCAGACCUCCCAGACCAGGACCUCCCGCUGUGCUUCGAUCAGUCCCGACUUGCUGUGGCGGUGGCUGGUUCACGCGUGGCUCUCGCCGGGCAGCAGCAGGACACGGGUACACUGACACGAGUGCUACUCGCCGGCCUGCCCAACCUCCACAGCCUCCCGCUAGCACAGACAGCAGCCAAAGAAGCUACACGUCAGCCAUCCAGUGCUGAAACAGCCCAGAGGAAAACUGAACAUUUACUGGGACUCGGCUGCUACUCGUCAUCCUCAGAUGAAGAGACAUAGUUGAAUGAAAUCGUUAUGCUCAUUAGCUGAUGAAACAUUCAUAGUUUUUCUUAAUUAUUAUUAUUAUUUUCAGUAAAAUGGUUCUAAACAUUUAAAGGGACAGUUCAUCCAAAUAUUAAAAUAGUCAUCACUUACUCACCCUUGUGUCGUUCAAAACCUGUAGAUAAUCUUUGAAAACACUAAUGAGGAUAUUUUUAAUGAAGUCUGAAAGGUUUCUGUCUCUCCAUCGAAAGUCCAGGUAAACAAAACCGGAAUCGACCGGCUUAAUUCAAGUCUUUUUAUCGAUGAACAGAAUUCAUUUGCACACACAAGAACCAAUGAGGUUUCUUUUCGUCCAUGUUCAUCACAUGGGAUUUGCUAUAUGCAAAUAAAACCCGGAAUAAACUGUUCAUGAAAUAAAUAAAAAAUAAUUGUGUGUCUUCAGAGAUGCUUUGGUUACCUGGUCUUAAAUGGAAAGACAGAAACCUCUUAGGUUUUAUUACCAAUAUCUUUGUGUUUCGAAGAUGAAUUUAUGGGUUUGGAAGUAAAUGCUGAGAGAAUGUUCAUGUUUGGGAAAACUAUCCCUGAUAUUCAAAAUAUAUCUGAUGCAUGAAAGUGAAACUUGAAAGUAAGACAUUUUCGAGUGAACCUUGAAAGCUGUAAAUCACCUGUGUUUGUGUUCAUACUAUUUGUCUGAACCUAGUUUAUUCAAGCUAUGAAUGUGUUAAGCAGGGUUAAGAAAAGAACGGAAAUGGUUGGCGUGUGGUUGAAGUAGAAUUCUGAAAAAGGAUAUUAGUGAUUACUUAUCAAAAACAAACUAUGAAGUGUUUACCGUUACAUGUCUGAGAAAUACAUCUUCAGUAUAUAUAAAGUUUCGAUUUCAACCACAAAGGUUUUUUUACAGGAUGAAGCCAUAUUUUAAGUGGCAUAACAACUGUGUCUGUUCACACUUUACUCACUUGUGCUUGACGAAUGUACUGGUGUUUCAAACAAAACACUGAUCUGAACACCUCCUAAUGUAAUGGUUCAACGGUUUUUGUUUUUUAAUCAUUAAAGCACCAUGAAGUCAGUUCACG